GUCGCAACAACACCAGAACUGGUGGUACAGAUGCGCUCUGAUCCUCCCACAACCGCUGAACCCCAGGGCAGGCCGGCGUCUGAGCGGACGCCCCUCCUGGGGGAUCAAUCGCAGAAUGAACCCGCACCGUCCGGCGACUCGGACGUUCCCUUGGCUGAGGAACCCAGCUCGAAGGAGCUGAUCCUGGUCCUGGGAAGCAUCUGGGUCGGUGUGUUCCUGGCUGCUUUGGACACUACGAUUGUCGCAACUCUAACCGCCCCCAUCUCGUCCUCCUUCCACUCCUUCACGCUGCUGUCCUGGCUCGCCACCUCCUACCUCAUUUCCAACGCCGCCUUUCAGCCGCUGAGUGGGCGCCUGACGGAUAUUUUCUCUCGACGGACAGGUCUGCUUUUGUCCAAUGUCUUCUUCGCCGCCGGUAAUUUGAUCUGCGGGCUCGCGAAAAGCGAGGGAACCAUUGUCCUUGGUCGGGUCGUCGCCGGCAUCGGAGGCGGCGGCCUCACAGCGAUCUCGACCUUCGUCACCUCCGACUUGGUCCCGCUACGGAAACGAGGCGUGUGGCAGGGCAUUGGCAAUAUCUGUUAUGGAGCGGGAAGCGGACUGGGUGGUGUGUUCGGAGGGUGGAUCAAUGAUACUUUGGGGUGGCGAUGGGCCUUUCUGAUCCAGGUCCCGUUCGUCGUGGUAUCCGGUAUCCUGGUGGCUUUCACGUUGCGAGUGCCCGUGAAGCAAUCCGAGAACGCCAAACUAAGACGGGUGGACUUCCUCGGAGCGCUCACCUUGGUCGUCAGUCUCGUUCUGCUUCUUCUUGGGCUGAAUACCGGUGGCAAUCAGGUCCCCUGGACGCACCCGCUUAUCCUCACCUCGCUGCCACUUUCCGCCGUCUUCUUCGGGCUCUUCAUCUACGUUGAAGCGAAGAUUGCGUCGGAGCCGGUCAUUCCCGUCCGUCUGCUGCUCAAUCGGACGGUGUUUUCCGCCUGUCUGACUAACUGGUUUAGCACGAUGGCGGUCUUUGGACUUCUGUUCUAUCUGCCCUUGUUCUUCCAGGUUCAAGGGCUGUCCGCGACGGCUGCGGGGGCGCGGUUGAUCCCCCAGGCUAUUGGAACCUCGCUUGGCUCGCUGGGGUCGGGUAUCUUGAUGAAGUCCACGGGACGCUACAGGGUGUUCAAUCACAUCUCCGUGUCUCUGCUGGUUAUUGCCGGUAUCCUUAUCUGCACGCUGUCAUUGACGACUCCGUCGUGGCUACCGUUCAUCUACUUCUUCAUGAUGGGGACGGCCUACGGUAGUAUGCUCACGAUCACCCUGGUGGCGCUGAUCUCUGCCGUGGACCACGAGCACCAUGCCGUCAUUACAUCCGCGUCUUAUGCGUUCCGCAGCACGGGCAGCACCAUUGGUAUCACCAUUGCCUCCGCCGUGUUCCAGAACAUCCUCAAGUCGGGGUUGUGGUCUCGGUUUGGCGACCGUGAGGACGCAGGGGAGCUGAUCUCGCGGAUCCGAGACAGCCUGGAUGAGAUCCGCCAUCUGCCUGCGGACUGGAUCCCGGGGGUGCUCGAUGCGUACAUGGAUUCUUUGCGGGCGGUGUUCCUGACGCUGCUGGGACUGAGCGUGCUGGGGGCGAUGGUCAGUAUGGGGAUGCGCGAGCACAAGUUGCAUUCGAACCUGGCGCGACGGGAUGAGUGAGUAACCCGGAAGUACAUAACAAGCGUAUAUACGUAUAUAGUACAAUUUACACAUGAU
This is a messenger RNA of Aspergillus heteromorphus CBS 117.55, 1731 nucleotides long. Its product is annotated as MDR family MFS transporter. Gene Ontology annotation, cellular component: fungal-type vacuole membrane. Gene Ontology annotation, molecular function: basic amino acid transmembrane transporter activity. The transcript has 2 exons. NCBI's taxonomy places the organism in Eukaryota, Fungi, Ascomycota, Eurotiomycetes, Eurotiales, Aspergillaceae. The record is from RefSeq and is a predicted model, not a curated record. Bases 31 to 1674 code for a protein of 547 amino acids. Gene Ontology annotation, biological process: basic amino acid transport; transmembrane transport.